This is a messenger RNA of Trematosphaeria pertusa, 1930 nucleotides long. RefSeq names its product glycosyltransferase family 62 protein. The coding region runs from base 418 to 1530 and encodes 370 amino acids. NCBI's taxonomy places the organism in Eukaryota, Fungi, Ascomycota, Dothideomycetes, Pleosporales, Trematosphaeriaceae. Gene Ontology annotation, biological process: protein N-linked glycosylation; cell wall mannoprotein biosynthetic process. The transcript is spliced from 2 exons. Gene Ontology annotation, molecular function: alpha-1,6-mannosyltransferase activity. Gene Ontology annotation, cellular component: mannan polymerase complex. The record is from RefSeq and is a predicted model, not a curated record.
CGCUACCUCCUAGAGGGGCAGUUAUCGUAGAAUAUGGCCAUAUCAGGUACCACCGUUAUUGGCGCACGGACGUUGAGGCUCCGGUGGAAACGUGCAACAUCGCCUACAUACCAACAAGGGCGAAUUAACCCCCCUCACCGUCUCUCCUCGCAUCCGCCCCUGCAACUCGGUGCUCUCUCCUCUGCGCUGCUCUUUUGCGCUGCCCGAUAGCGCUGAGGCGACCCCCGAACGGCGCGCCGCCGCCGCUUGCUGACGACUCGGAACUUUUUGAUGAGCCAGCUUGGCUUCUUCUCAACUCCCUACGAAACACCACCCACGCGUCCCAAACCCCGACGCCGCCCCUCUCCUCUUCUGAUGCGCCACUCGUAGACUUCUCUUCCAUUGGCAACCCAGGUUCGCCUCCCUUCUCCCGCGAAAAUGCCCACUCCACGCUCGUUACGCCGCCAGAACCCCAUUACCUUCGUCCUUGCUGGCAUCCUCUGCAUCGGCUUCUUCAUCUUCUUCUUCUCCAGCAAUGACACCCCUUCGGUGUCGGCGCACUCGGGCUCCCGCCAGAUGGCCUCGAAUGUGCUGUCCCCGCCCUCGCUGCCCUUCCGCAAGUCGAAAGCGAACGAAGCGCAGAAGCCCCCGCCCGUCAUGCACUACUACAUGAACAACGUCACCCAGUCGCGGACGCCUGCAGAGAACGAGGAGAAGGUCCUUAUUCUCACACCGCUUGCGCGAUUCUACCAAGAGUACUGGGACAACUUGGUCAAGAUCCAAUACCCCCACGACCUCAUCUCGCUCGCCUUCAUAAUACCCAAGACGAAAGAGGGGAAUGCUGCAUAUGCGGCAUUGCAGACCCAGGUCACCAAACUGCAGAAAGGCCCAAAUAAGAAGCGCUUCGCGAGCGUCACGAUCCUCCGCCAGGACACCGAAUCACCCCUCCAGUCGCAGAACGAGGCGGAGAGGCACAAGAUAGAGAACCAGAAGUCGCGCAGGGCGGCCAUGGCGAAAGCGCGAAACUCGCUGCUCUUCACAACGCUCGGCCCGACCACCUCCUGGGUCUUUUGGCUCGACGCCGACAUCGUCGAAUUCCCGCCCACCAUCAUCCAGGACUUAGCAGCGUACGAUGCAGACAUAAUAGCGCCAAACUGCUACCAGCGCUACUAUGACGACAAGAAGAAGGCCAUGGACAUCCGGCCCUACGACUUUAACAACUGGAUAGACAGCCCGACGGCGAAGGAGCUCGCCGCGAAAAUGGGCAAGGACGAUAUCCUGCUCGAGGGAUACGCCGAGAUGCCCACCUACCGCAGCUUGAUGGCUAUGAUGUAUGAUCCAGCUGCGGACCCGGGCACCAAGGUCAAGCUGGAUGGGGUGGGUGGAGCCGCGCUGCUGGUCAAAGCCGACGUGCACAGAGACGGCGCCAUGUUCCCCGCCUUCUCAUUCUACCACCUGAUCGAAACAGAGGGUUUUGCGAAAAUGGCUCACCGAUUGAACAGGGAGAGCUACGGCCUCCCCAACUACCUUGUAUAUCACUACAACGAGUAGAUUUCUCGCCGGGGACUUCUCUUUCCUUUAGAGUGAGUGUUCUCACUUUGGCGAUCAUUGGGCGGCGUUCUGCGGUGCGAUGGCGGGCAUUUUCUAUUUCUCGAUUUCUUUCGUCUCUUCCAUUGAUAUGCGCGUUGGCAUGUUCUAUCAGAUGUAUUACAUAGGAUAGCUGUUUGAAUCUCGUUUUACACCGCCGCUGGCUAACGGUGCGGCCGCGAGCCGGGUAGGAAGCUAGGAGCUUCUCGAACUCAUUCGUGUGCUGAGAUGUAGGAACGGAACGCUCUCAAUUGAAUCAAUGCUUCCCAUUCAAAACAUACAAUCGACUUCUAUCGAGGAUCCAUACAAACGAACGCCUUGUACGCCAUGCCAAAGAAGCUCAUGCUCUAGAAACCAAAUGCCA